AUGGAAGUGGCGUCGGCGCCUCCAAUGCCCGUCGAGCGGCCGAAGGACGGUAAGCGGAGCAACAGGUGCAGGAACAUCUGCGCCGCCGUGUCGGCGGUCACCGUGAUCGUCGCCCUGGUGAUUCUUAUAUUGGCCCUGACAGUUUUCAAGGCCAAGAAGCCGGUCAUCACGGUGAAUUCGGUGAACCUGAAGGACCUCGAUGUCUCCUUCGACAUGGCGCGGAUGAGCGCCUUGCUGAACAUGACGGUGGACGCGGACCUCUCCGUGAGGAACCCGAAUAGGGUGGGUUUCAAGUACACAAACUCGACCGCACUGUUAGGCUACCGAGGAGAUCCUGUCGGCGAUGCUCCGAUCCCUGCAGGCAGGAUCUCAGCGGACAGCACGGAGGAGAUGAAAAUCGUGGUGACGGUGAUGGCAGAUCGCCUUCUGUCGAACCGGCGGGCGUUCUCCGACGUCAUGGGGGGCGUGCUUCCCUUCACCACUUACGCGAAGAUAUCUGGCAAGGUUUCCAUCUUGAGCGUGUUCAAGAUUCAUGUGACGUCGGCCGUUUCCUGCGACAUCAAUGUGUUCAUUUCCAAUAGAACCAUUGACGACCACCAAUGCAAGUAUGAGACGAAGUUGUAG
Messenger RNA from Rhodamnia argentea, 624 nucleotides. RefSeq lists its product as uncharacterized. The transcript has a single exon. Lineage: Eukaryota; Viridiplantae; Streptophyta; Magnoliopsida; Myrtales; Myrtaceae. The record is from RefSeq and is a predicted model, not a curated record. Bases 1 to 624 code for a protein of 207 amino acids.